Molecule: messenger RNA, 1556 nt
Organism: Prorocentrum cordatum
Lineage: Eukaryota; Dinophyceae; Prorocentrales; Prorocentraceae
Source: the annotation of a GenBank genome assembly
GAGCCGCUCCGCGAGCCGCCCCAGGGGCGACCGCGAGCGCGGCCGCCGCCGCGAGGGCAGCGGCGACCGCCGCGACGAGCGCCGCAACGGCGAGAGGGAGGACCGCCGCCGCGAGGGCAGCGGCGACCGCCGCGGUGGCAACAACGACGGCCGGUUGGCGGACCGCCGGGGCGACGCCCGCGACCGCCGGGAAGACCGGCGGGACGGCCGGCGCGAGGAUCGGCGAGACGGCGGGCGUCGCGGCGCGCGCCGGUCGCGCUCGCGGCGGUCGCGCUCGCGGCGGUCGCGCUCGCGGCGGCGCGCUGACGGGGGCGGCGCGGGCGCGCCCCGCCGCUCGGGGGCGCCGCCCGCGGCCGUGGGCUCGCGGCAGCGCUUCGAGGACUGGAGCUGCCCCGCCUGCGGCGACCUGAACUUCGCGCGCAGGGCGGAGUGCAGGAAGUGCGGAGCGCCGCGCCAAGCGCGGGGCGCAGGCGCGCACGCCGAGGACUCGAGGGGCGCCGGAGCGCGCGCCGACGACUGGAAGGGGGCCAGCGCGCGCGCCGAGGACUGGACGUGCCCGGCCUGCACGUACCUCAACUUCGCGCGCAGGGCCGAGUGCGGGAGGUGCGGGACGCCGCGGCCGGCGGGGGGGAGCGCAGCACUCGCCGGCCCCGCGCCGGAGUGGGGCGAGCGGCGGAGGCAGGAGGAGCCGCGGCCGGAGGCGGCUGGGUGGCAGCCGCGCGGGUGGGCCGAGGGCGGCGGCGGGGAGUGGCCCGGGCGGGGCGAGUGGCGGGCGCGGGAGCCGUGGCCUGAGGGAGCUGGGGCAGCUGCCGAGCCGCCGCCGGAGGCCGAGGAGGCCGAGGAGCUCGACGGCCCGCCGAGGCUGGUGGACUUCCUGGUCUCCUCCAGCGACAAGCUAACGGAGACCAUGUUGCCGCCUCAGUCCAAGGCUACCGCCCGCGCGCGCUUCGACCACCCCGCCUUGAGGGACAUGAGCCUGCCACCCGAGGUGCGGGUGAGGAUCGAGCAGAUGAAGCCACCGCCCGUGGGUGGCAGGUACUGGGACCCUGACGGCAGCCACGAGCAGCCCGUGGCCGAGCCCAUGGCAGGGGGCGCACCUCCCGGCGGCCUUGGCGACCCAGCGGCGUUUCGCGACGCUCCCUUCCCCGACGGCCCCGGCGCCCCAGCCUCGCUCCCCGCGACCGCGAGCCUCUACGGCCUCGGCGACCCGGCGGCGGCCUGCGCUGACGCUGGCCCGAUCCCCGGCCUCGGCGCCCAGGCGUUCUGGGACGGCACGCUCCCCGAGGACCCGGAGGCCCCGUGGGCCUUCGACGAGAGCACCGCGGUCGAGGCGGAGCGCCUCGCCAGCAUGGACGGCCCCACCCGCGAGGCCGCCGACGCGGCCCUGCACGGCUGCUCGCGCGAGCCGAGGCCAGCGGGCUGGCCCAGCUCGGACGCGGAGCUGGACGCCGCGCUGCCGCCCGGGGCCGCCUGGCCGCCCCCGCCCCCGCCGGGCUGCACGCCACGGCAGGCCUCGGAGCACAGCCACCUGGUGGCCAGCAAGCUCUGCAGGAGGA